UCCGAUAUCUGGUCGAUCGCUAUCGUCGUCUCCUCUCCUUUUCUUCUAUACAUACUCCACAAAUCGAAACGCAGCCGAUAGAAGAAGGCGAAAAAGGGAAAAAACAAAAACCCUAACCCUAGCUCAACCUCAAUGGACUCGAAAGAAAACAACACCUCAUCAGAAGUAGAGAUGAAGAUCGAAGAAGAACAAGCGGCGGCGGCGGAGGAGGCGGCGGCCGACGGAGAAGCGGCGGAGGCCGAAGAAGAAACGAAGGAAGAGGGGAAAGAAUCCGAGAUGAAAGAAGAGGAAGAAGCUCAGAACAAUGGGGAGGGGGAUAAUGAAGCUCCCUCAGCCUCUAAUAAGCCUUCGAUCGAAGGCGCUAGCCCCGGGAAGAUUUUCGUUGGGGGGCUGCCCAAAGAUACUACCGAUGAGGCUUUCAAGGGUCAUUUUGAGAGGUACGGGAAGAUAGUGGAUUCGGUGAUAAUGAAGCAUCGAGGGACGGGGCAUCCCCGUGGGUUCGGAUUCAUUACUUACGAAGACCCGUCUGUAGUUGAUGCAGUCAUUACGGACACUCACAAAUUCGAGGGAAAGCAGGUGGAAAUCAAGAGAACGAUACCCAAAGGAGCAAUAUCUGGAAAGGAUUUCAAGACCAAGAAGAUUUUUGUUGGUGGCAUCCCGACAUCAAUAAAUGAGGAUGAAUUUAGGAAUUUCUUUUCAAAAUUUGGUGAAAUUGAAGAGCAUCAGAUCAUGCGGGAUCAUACUUCAGGCCGUUCCCGUGGUUUUGGUUUUAUCGCAUUUAAUAGUGAAAAGGCUGUCGAUGAGCUCUUGACUAAGGGCAACAGGAUUGAGUUUGCUGGAGCCCAGGUAGAAAUCAAGAAAGCUGAACCAAAGAAGCCUGGAAGUGCACCUGCACCACCCCCACCCACGAAGCACUAUAGCAAUUCUAGACCUGGUUUUGGGAGAGGGUUUAAAGAUCAGCAUUAUGGCGGUGCUGCAGGUCGCGGCGCUGAGUCUGGUGCUUACAGGUAUGGAAGAGGUUCUGGAAGUAGAGCGAGGGGUUACGGUGGAUAUGGUGUGAGUGAGUUCGAUGGUGGAUAUGGAGGGUAUGGAAGCAUGCCUAUAGGAUCUUAUCGAAGUGAGUCUUCUGUAGGGUUUUCUGGUCGUUAUGGAGGGGGCCUUGGUAGAGGUUACGGUUUAGGUGGUUAUGAUGGACCAUCUGAAAGCUAUGGGAGAUAUGGUGGUGCUACUGGUUAUGGUAGAGGUUAUGAUUCGGGCGCUGGCGUUGGUGGCUAUGAUUCUAGCGCUGGCUUUGGUGCUUAUGAUUCUGGCGCUGGAGUUGGCAGUUAUGGAGGUGUUGGUGGUUAUGGGGGAACAGGCACAGGUCUGUAUGGGUAUUCAUGUACACCUGAGCAUUCACAUUUUAAAGGGCGGUUUUCUUGA
Molecule: messenger RNA, 1422 nt
Organism: Asparagus officinalis (garden asparagus)
Lineage: Eukaryota; Viridiplantae; Streptophyta; Magnoliopsida; Asparagales; Asparagaceae
Product: heterogeneous nuclear ribonucleoprotein A1, A2/B1 homolog
Exons: 7
Coding region: 133-1422 (429 amino acids)
Biological process (GO): regulation of gene expression
Cellular component (GO): nucleoplasm
Molecular function (GO): RNA binding
Source: RefSeq, a predicted model, not a curated record